AAUACAUUGACAGUCAGUCUGUAUAUAAAAGUGAGAUUCGCUGCGAAACCGGCUUUUAGUCAAUAAAUCCCUUCAUCUUAACCACAAUUAAGCCAAUUGUCACUCAUUUGAACAAACAUUUCAUACAUUAAUCACUCAUUUCUCACGAAAACCACAGAGAAAUGCAUUCAUUUAAAGAUUUAGUGAAAGUCUUGUCAAUAGUUAUCGUAAGUCUGAGCCAAACGUGUCACUCCCUGUACGACAAGAAGUCAGAUGUGAUUGAAUUGAAUCCAACGAACUUCGAGAGCAAAGUGAUUGACUCGACAGACAUCUGGAUCGUCGAGUUCUUCGCGCCCUGGUGUGGACACUGCAAGGCAUUGGUUCCCGAGUACACCAAAGCCGCCGCCGCCCUCAAGGGGGUCGUCAAAGUGGGUUCAGUCGACGCCGACGCCCACAACUCGUUGGGCUCGCGGUUCGGCGUCCGCGGCUUCCCUACCAUUAAGAUCUUCGGCGCAAACAAGAAGACUCCGAUCGACUUCAACGGCGCGCGAACGGCGGCCGGACUUAUCGACGCCGCCUUCAAGGAGUUGAGGCGAGUGGUGGACAGUCGAGUGGGCGGAGGCUCUGGUGGCGGCUCUUCGAGCGGAGGCGGCGGUCGAAAGGCUGGCGACAAGAAGGAUGUCGUAGAGCUGACUGACGCCAACUUCGAGGAGAAGGUGCUGAAGAGCGAUGACCUCUGGUUAGUGGAGUUCUUCGCCCCCUGGUGUGGACACUGCAAGAGCUUGGAGCCCAUUUGGGCCGAAGCGGCCACUGAACUCAAGGGCAAAGUAAAGGUGGGCGCUCUGGACGCCACCGCCCACACCAUCACUGCCGGCAAAUACAACAUUAAAGGCUUUCCAACCAUUAAAAUGUUUGCCUCUGGAAAGAAGGACGGGUCAGCCGAGGACUACGACGGCGGGCGCACCACAUCUGAUAUCGUCAACUGGGCUCUCGAUAAGGUGUCUGAGAGCGCGCCUCCACCUGAAGUCAAUCAACUCAUCAAUGAGGACACGUUUAAGGCUUGCGACGGCUUUCAGUUGUGUGUUAUCUCUGUUUUGCCUCAUAUUCUCGACUGUCAGUCAAAGUGUCGAAACGAAUACAUCGAAACUCUUCAAAAAAUUGGUGAUAACUAUAAGAAGAAUAAAUGGGGAUAUCUUUGGAUCGAAGCUAUGGCUCAGCCAGAGGUAGAGGACGCCCUCGAAAUCGGAGGAUUCGGAUACCCGGCGAUGGCUGUCCUCAAUGUCCGCAAAAUGAAGUACUCUCUCCUUCGCGGCUCUUUUAGUUACGACGGAAUCAAUGGUUUUCUUCGAGACUUAAUGUACGGCAGAGGUUCCAGUUCUCCCAUCAGAGGCGCUAAACUUCCAACCAUUCAAACCACGGAGCCCUGGGAUGGCAAGGAUGGACAGAUGCCAGUCGUUGAUGAGGACAUUGGUGUCGAUCACUCGGAGUUAUAAUUACAUUAAUUCAUAAUUUUUAACUUUUCUACAAAUUGUGAUCUUUUCUUCCUUUUUGUUUAGUAUUUCUCAAUUGUCUUAUAUUUAGAAAUAUUAAAAUUAAUUUAAAUAGCUUUCAAUUUUUGUAUAAAUUAUUAAACAAUUGCCAUAAAAAGCAUCCAUUAAUUACAUUUGAG
Molecule: messenger RNA, 1648 nt
Organism: Oppiella nova
Lineage: Eukaryota; Metazoa; Arthropoda; Arachnida; Sarcoptiformes; Oppiidae
Source: the annotation of a GenBank genome assembly